Messenger RNA from Neocloeon triangulifer, 2203 nucleotides. RefSeq lists its product as uncharacterized. Lineage: Eukaryota; Metazoa; Arthropoda; Insecta; Ephemeroptera; Baetidae. The transcript has 12 exons. Bases 85 to 2028 code for a protein of 647 amino acids. The record is from RefSeq and is a predicted model, not a curated record.
CAGAGGCCAAGGGCAAAGGCGCUGAUUGUGUUUUGACAAGGGGUGGCUCAGCGGACUGACAAGUUGAAGCAGCAAGAAUUAGACAUGGGGAAAAAGGUGAAUCUUGUGAUUGGCGACGAAACUUUGACUGAAGACGUCGACUUCCUCUGCGAAAUCAGUCACUAUUUUCAGGCGAUGUUUCAAGAUAACUUCCAAGAGAGCCAAAUGGACUCAAUUGAUCUCACGAGUUCUUGUGACAAUUUCACCACAUUCUUUUUGAAAGAGGUGAAAAAAGGCAGGGAGGAAAAGCUGGAGUUGUACGUGAUCGUCUACAGAAUAAUGACACCAGAAAUUUUCCAGACACUCAAAAUGCUAAUGAUCAAGGUGGACUUGGAGGAAAUCGCCAUGGUCACCAUGUCCAUGGCGCAAUUAGAGGAGUAUCGGAAAAUCGCGGCUGACACCGGGAAUGAAGUUUUGGAAAAGCACUGCCUAAAGAAGGCAUGUGGAUUUUUUUCCGAAUUCAUCGAUACGCUUGGCUUUGCGAUGUUGUCCAUCGAGAAGCUCAAGAUGGUGCUGAACAGCAAGUACUUGGACUGCGAAUCGGAGAUCGAGGUUUUGAGAGGAGUGUUCAGAUGGUUUGACCAUGACAUUGGUGGACGGGAGGAGCAUUUUAAGACGGUCCUUUCACUCAUCAACUGGACCAAGAUAAAGGAUAAUCGAGAUCAGUUCCACUUUUUGAUGCAUACGUCAAAUGUUGUCAGAGAGAGUAAAAAACUGGAAAAACUGGUCAGCGAUAACGUCUGCAAAGCCACAUACGAAGCUAUGGAGCGUAGAAACACUGCACACUUGCCCAAUGUGAUCUGCGGACAACAAGAGAGGCAGCCAAUUUUCUUGACUGUCCAAAAUGAGUUCACCUAUAACAAAAACCAGUACGCCGCAAUGUUUUUCUUUGACUUGGAAAACAGUCUGUUCAUGGACAACCUUGUUUGCGAGCAAAAGGAGGAGAGCAUGGAUUGCGAACAUGAUUUUGAUGUGCAUGGUUUCAAGGUAUAUUUGUUCGGGAGAUUAAACAGGAUCGAAGACAAGGGACUCAUCAGGACCAGACCUAUUUGCAUUCCUGCAAAUUGGUCCACAAAGACCGGAUUUACCAGCACUUGUGAAGUGGACUUGGACGAAAAGGCAGCUGGUGAACGUGGGCCAUUUGAAACUGACAAAAAAUUUCAAGAACACCCUAUUGAUGCCCAGCGCUCGGGAGGAAAUUUCUACAUCUUCAACAUUGGGUGUGACCGGUACAACAUCAAGAACGAUUCUGUGCAAACUUUAUGGAAGUCUGAUGGCGGCUACACUUCUUGGGUUAAUUUCCCAUUCAUCUACAGCGCCUUAUACAAAAUGGAAACAGACUUGGAGCUCUUUGAAUUUGAUUUGCGGAACUUCACAAAAACCACCAUAAAGAGUGAAUACCAAAGCUAUCUGGCGAAAGUCAAGUUGCAAAGCCAAAUUACAUACGACUGCAUGGGCUUCCCGGUCUUCCCGUUUGUGAUUCCAGAAUAUGAACAAGAAUCACCACCACUGAUUCCUCCUCCUAUACCUCCACCGCACCUCCGUUCCUUCAUCUCGGGCCACAGGUUCCUCACUCCAAUUGAUGGGACAUUUUACAUUUCAGAGAAAAUGAGCACAACCUUCAACGAUCUCAAACGUAUCUCCAAUGAAAAUUUUCAUGUUGAGGAGGAACUGAUCCAAAGUGGGAAAAUGAUUGUCCACCAGUUCUCCCACGGAAACGAUCUCUACUUCCUGCUCCAUGAGGGCGCUGAGUUUAGCUUGGGACUUUACAAGUUCCUGGGCAGGGAGGUUGGCCUGCAGAAGAUCAAGGAUCUGCCCAACAUGGCCGUCCAAAUGAAAGGACUGCUGUCGAAACACUUAAGGUUGAACAAAGAAGAGAUCGAACUUUCCUACUUUAUCAAGUUCAAAACCGUCAACCCCCUCUGGGUGGAGGGUUUCAAGUACAGGAGUAGCAUGACCACCCCUGCAGUCCCGAUGGAAACCGACUAAAGCUUUGCAAUUAAGGUUCCACCUAUGCAGUGGAGAUUAAAAGUUUAACGGAAAAAUUAAAUUUAAGAAUGAAUGCUAAUGCAACGCUGUACCAAAUAAAGAGUUUGGAAACUUAAAAUACAAUAAAAUCUUACUUCAAAUUUUAUAUUCAUCAAUGCCUAAUGAAAAUAAUACA